AUGGAGGACCUUGAACUUCUCGACCUCCUAGACGAGAGCACUACCACCGAAAACUCAGCCGACCCUGUGCCCGAGAACCAGGAACUGUCGCGGAUGCUGUCGCUCCAUACCCCAGUUCCGACGUUAUUCACGGCCGCUGAACGGGAUGACGAGGCUCAGGCGACGGGAUCAGGGCCUUUUCGCAAGAUCGGGGCGGGCGCGUGCGGCUUAAUCUUCGCACAAGAUGGAAAGUCAGUGGUCUACAAGCUCGCCAAAGUCGACAACGAUGAGCUCUGGAAUGACCGCAUCAUGCAUGAGAGGAUUGCACGUGAAUUUUAUAGGUUCGCCAUUGAUGAGGUCAAGGUGCCCGAGUGCUACUACUUCAUCCCUCAGAGAAGAUUCGGCAACAACCCCGAGCUAGUUGAUGCAGCGAAGGAUCUCUGCAAUCUCCCAACUUGUGCUCUCAUCACCGAGCGUAUCCCGCCGCUUCCGUCACAGACCCGCCAUCAGUUGAUCGAGAAAUACUGUUCACCGAGAAUUAAGAAGCAGGCACAUGCUGACCCGGCGAAUCAAGACUGUCUUGUCAGGGUUUACUUGGGUUCAAUGCAGGGGAAGAUUGGGGGGCUGUUUUUCUCCCUUCGCAACCUCAAACCCCAUUUCAACCACAUGAUAGAGCUGAAGCUUGACAUUAAGACACUUUCUCGUAGGAUGGGCAUUGCAUUGGCUGUCCUUCAUUGGGCCGCUAAAACAGACGCACGGGAUGUCGAAUUUGUGCUCGGGAGCUCAACAAACAAGGACAACACGGGAGUUGAAGAGCCUGAGGGCUACUUCGACCACAUCACGGAACUCUUCGUCCUGGAUUUCAACCAGGUCCGGGCGAUUACGAUGGAUGAUGAUGGGGUCGCGCUGGCGGUAGAAGCAUGGCGUCUGAACGACCCAUAUUAUCCAAGGCCGCUAGGAAACACGGGGGUUGAGAGGUUUGCUUGGAGAACAUUUCAAGAGCAGGGGAAUACGUUGCUGAAUCUGCCACGGAAAUUCAUCUUGGUAAUUAUAGCGGUAGAGAGAGCAAGGAUGGAGUCUAGAGUUGCAUAG
Dichotomopilus funicola is the source of this 1071-nucleotide messenger RNA. RefSeq lists its product as uncharacterized. Bases 1 to 1071 code for a protein of 356 amino acids. The record is from RefSeq and is a predicted model, not a curated record. The transcript is spliced from 2 exons. Lineage: Eukaryota; Fungi; Ascomycota; Sordariomycetes; Sordariales; Chaetomiaceae.